AUGAGCAAAGACGUCAGGCCUCAGUUCCAGUCCCACACCAGUGUAAACUGGGAUCUGAAGCACAGGUGUCUGCAGCUGUUUCAGCAGGCGGCCUAUAAGAUUGUGAUCCGCUGCCGAAUGAAUCGAAGGCUGGUCUGCCUCCGAAAACUGAUCAAGGAAAUGAAAAAGGCUCCGACGGCAGAAGAAGAUGUAAAACUGGUAAAAUAUUCCAAGAUCUCUGCAGAAAAAGCUUUUAUAUAUCCCCACCCGACUUUCUCGGAACAAGACGACCCCCUGGCUCUGGAUUUGUCGCUGCUUCCUGCGGUUUCCACUGAUCUCACUGUUACCCCCAGCAUCCCCUUUUUCAGACUAAAGGUCCCUCAUCAUUACAAACUCAUGGAUUACAAACCUGUGUCGUUAUUCGAGGCCUACACGUCGUACAUUUCCGCCUCUUUGCCUCGACCUCUGCGACCUCUGCGACCUCUUCCUGCAGAAGAAGAACCUCAAGAGGGCGCUGCAAAGGAUUCUGGGAGUCUCCUCUUUGAGCAUGAGGAAAACACAGAUGGAGCAGAAGCAAAGUUAGAAGGUUUUACUUUUAGUUUCUCUGCUCCUGAUUUUAAACCGAUCCCGGCUCACCCUCUGCGGAUCUUUAACCCAGCCCCAGGCCUCCACGCCCACCUCCCUGUCCCCAAAUACUUGGAGUGGGACCCAGAGUACGACCUGUGUCCUCUGCCAACGUACCACAGGCCUGAUCCUGAUGAAGAGACCUCUGUGGCUCUGGUCCAUCCAAAGGAGAAGGAAGUCAUGGAGGACAUAAUGAGUUGGAAGAGAGGCUUUGGCGCGAGCGUGUCCGCCUGCCUCGCCAAGCACCGCGCUCACACUCAUCUCCAACUUCCUGCCAGUCUGCAGCCCGAGGACAGUGCACAGUUCUUUCAGUCAGUUUCCUUUAGUCUGCAGCCCGAGGACAGUGCACAGUUCUUUCAGUCAGUUUCCUUUAGUCUGCAGCCCGAGGACAGUGCACAGUUCUUUCAGUCAGUUUCCUUUAGUCUGCAGCCCGAGGACAGUGCACAGUUCUGUCAGUCAGUUUCCUUUAGUCUGCAGCCCGAGGACAGUGCAGAGUUCUGUCAGUCAGUUUCCUUUAGUCUGCAGCCCGAGGACAGUGCAGAGUUCUUUCAGUCAGUUUCCUUUAGUCUGCAGCCCGAGGACAGUGCAGAGUUCUUUCAGUCAGUUUCCUUUAGUCUGCAGCCCGAGGACAGUGCAGAGUUCUUUCAGUCAGUUUCCUUUAGUCUGCAGCCCGAGGACAGUGCAGAGUUCUUUCAGUCAGUUUCCUUUAGUCUGCAGCCCGAGGACAGUGCACAGUUCUUUCAGUCAGUUUCCUUUAGUCUGCAGCCCGAGGACAGUGCAGAGUUCUUUCAGUCAGUUUCCUUUAGUCUGCAGCCCGAGGACAGUGCACAGUUCUUUCAGUCAGUUUCCUUUAGUCUGCAGCCCGAGGACAGUGCACAGUUCUUUCAGUUUCCUUUAGUCUGCAGCCCGAGGACACACCAUCCCUGUGUCCCUGUGAUCCCUGCGUCCCUGUGUCCUUAUGUCCCUGUGAUCCCUGUGUCUGUCCCUGUGAUCCCUGCGUCCCUGUGUCCUUAUGUCCCUGUGAUCCCUGUGUCUGUCCCUGUGAUCCCUGCGUCCCUGUGUCCUUAUGUCCCUGUGAUCCCUGUGUCUGUCCCUGUGAUCCCUGCGUCCCUGUGUCCUUAUGAUGUCCCUGUGAUCCCUGUGUCUGUCCCUGUGUCCUUGUGUCCCUGUGUCUGUCCCUGUGUCCUUAUGUCCCUGUGA
Molecule: messenger RNA, 1803 nt
Organism: Knipowitschia caucasica
Lineage: Eukaryota; Metazoa; Chordata; Actinopteri; Gobiiformes; Gobiidae
Source: the annotation of a GenBank genome assembly